Messenger RNA from Iphiclides podalirius (scarce swallowtail), 204 nucleotides. The record is from the annotation of a GenBank genome assembly. Lineage: Eukaryota; Metazoa; Arthropoda; Insecta; Lepidoptera; Papilionidae.
AUGUCGGCCUCCUGUAUCAUCGCUACGUCGUUGCCGCCGUCGCCGACCGCGGCGACCACGUGCCCCCGCGCCCGCAGCAGCCGCGCCACGCGCGCCUUCUGCGUGGGCGAGCAGCGCGCCACCACCACGCCCGCGCAGCGCUGCAGCACCCCCACGAACUCCUCCUCGUACGCCCGCAGACACACCUGCCGACGGUACACCGUU